Molecule: messenger RNA, 2158 nt
Organism: Copidosoma floridanum
Lineage: Eukaryota; Metazoa; Arthropoda; Insecta; Hymenoptera; Encyrtidae
Gene: Bulli
Product: regulator of MON1-CCZ1 complex protein bulli
Biological process (GO): regulation of autophagy
Cellular component (GO): lysosomal membrane; Mon1-Ccz1 complex; late endosome membrane
Molecular function (GO): protein binding
Source: RefSeq, a predicted model, not a curated record
CUGAAAAUAAAAAUAAGUGUCAUAGAAACGUCAAAAACUGUUGAAAAAUACUUUUUAAGCUGCUUUUUAAUGUAAAACGUCAAAGUUGUUUUCACUGUAAGCAGUAUUGGAUAAUAAAGAAAUGUCAACGAAAAAUGAAGAAGAUAACAGUGCAGAGCCGGAAAACAAUGACGAUCAUUAUUUGGAAUUGUCUCCAGAACCUGUUAAAUUCGAACCCGUUAAUGAUGUUACGAAAAUUUAUUUCGAUGAUUCUAAGCAACAGGUGUUUGCCAUCAGAUCUGGUGGUGUUACAGGUGUGCUUGUCAAGGGACCAGAGCACAACAUUAAUUUCAGAAUGGAAGACAAGGGCUCAGUCAUAUCCAUUAAAUUUUCACCAGAUAUGAAUAUUCUUGCUAUACAGCGUGUCGUCACAUCUGUUGAGUUCAUGAAUUUCAAUGGAAAUAAUUCAUUGGACGGUGUCGAGUAUUCCCAACCAUGUAAAGGAAAAAACGCUACUAUUCUGGGUUUUGUCUGGACACAUGGCAAUGAAAUUCUUUUUGUUACUGAUCAUGGUGUUGAACUUUAUCAAGUCAUUCCUGACAAACGUUCGCUCAAGGUGUUGAAAUCCUUAUGUUUACAAGUAAAUUGGUUUAUAUUCUGUCCACAAAGCUAUUUGGUUUUACUUUCAUCAGGAACAUUAGGAAAUCAGAUGCAAACGUUGUACGUUACUCCAGGAAAUUUGCAUAAAAUAACAAAAUUUGAAAUGGAUACAAUCUCACCAAAACCUGGAAAGUUAGCGGUUUUAGAAAGAGACGUGGCACUAGCUGUUUUGUAUGGUAUUCCUUGUAUUAUAGUUCUAAGACACCAGCCUGGUGACAAUUUUCGUUCUGGCUCUGCAUUUGUCUAUGUAUACACAGUUCACAAGAUGGUGACCAUCCGAAAAAGUCACAUACUUAAACUGGAUAUGAGCGGUCGAUUUGCCAUCAAUAUUGUAGAUAAUCUAAUAAUUGUUCACCAUCAGGCUUCAAAAGUAUCGAUGAUAUUUGAUAUUAUGCUGCCUGGCGUCAGCGAUGGCACUGUGAUUCACCAUUCGCAAAUUGUAUUACCAAAAUCAAUAAAGCCAUGUAGCAUAAGGGUUCCUGGUCCAAACAUAUCAGAAUACGUCAACCAGCCCUGCCAAUUAUAUUCUCCUGAUUGGGUCGUCUUCCAACCAAACGUUGUAAUUGACGCGGAAUUGGGGUGUUUAUGGUACGUCGGACUGAAGUUGGAAAAAAUAGUAAAAUUAAUCAGUGAAAAAGUUUUGCUAGUUGAAUUUUUGAUGCAACGCAAGAACAGCAAACAAAUUUUAAUUCAAGCGAUCAAAGAUUUCGUGACGCAGAUGCCAGUGGUAUUGAAGGAUUUGCCAGCAGUUUUUGACAAACUAAAUACCGCAUACAGGAUUCAUUUGGAAAACGAGAUCCAAAGUGUCAUGGGAACCCCGUUGCAGAGUAACGCCAAAGAUACCACAGUUUCUGAUGUCAAAUUUAAGACCUUCCUGGAUCAAAGUGACAUGUACAGCCACAUACUGUCCAAGUUUUCAGAAGGCUCACUCGACUCCAAAAUGGCAAUCUGGGUUCUUCUUGAAUACAUAAGAUCCCUAACAGAGUACGGAAUCCCAGUGCAGCACUACCUUCACGAGUUACUCAUCACGACAUUGGUGCAAAAGCAAGCCUACUACCAACUUCAUCAGCUGUUGCAGUAUCAUGUGGUCUCUGACUCGAAACCUCUAGCCUGUCUGCUACUCUCUCUGGAAAACCAUUACCCAGCAGCUCAUCAGUUGGCCCUGGACAUGCUCCGGCGUCUAGGCAAUGCUCACGAGGAGAUAAUCGAAGUGCUGCUGUCCAAGGGCCACAUCCUGUCUGCGUUGCGUUACGUGCGCAGUAUCGGCAAAACCGAUCAGAUGUGCGCUCGAAAAUUCCUCGAGGCCGCCAAAGCUAGCGCCGAUCCCAUACUCUUUCACUCGGUUUACAAGUUCUUCGAACAAAGAAACGUCAGAUUGCACAACACUACGAGCUUUGCUAAAGGGGAAAGGUGUCAACCGUACGUCCAGUACUUUAAAUCUCUGUUCCAGACGACGACGGACGCUAUGAGCACCUCCAACUCUGACUCGAAUUCCAAUCUGUCGAAUAUCUCGACAUAG